Molecule: messenger RNA, 1465 nt
Organism: Diachasma alloeum
Lineage: Eukaryota; Metazoa; Arthropoda; Insecta; Hymenoptera; Braconidae
Product: interleukin enhancer-binding factor 2
Exons: 4
Coding region: 167-1315 (382 amino acids)
Source: RefSeq, a predicted model, not a curated record
GGCUGUCACUGGUAAUUGAGGUAUGAGAUGGGGUUCACUUCAUGUUGUCGGACGCUACCGUCUACCGUACUCUUUAGCAAGCCGCAAAGUUGCAAUUUCAGGAGAAAAAAGAAGGAUAAAUCAGCAGAAUCAACUAAAGUAAACGUUUCCACUCUUGAUACUGAAAAUGGUUCGAGGACGAGGAGGAAUAAUGAGGGGUGGACGAGGGGGAAUGGGACGUGGCAUGGGUUUCCCGAGGAAACAAUUUCUACCCAGGCAUCCCUUCGAUUACACCCUUUGUGAAGCUGCUUUUCCACCAGUCAAGCCGGCACCAGAUGAGUCGGACUUGACACAGGCUUUGUUGAAGAAAAAUUCGGACAUGUGCCCAACUCCUAAGGAGCAAACGUCCAUUCUUGAUCUUGUUGUCAAGCUGCAAAGUGUUCUGGAUAAUUUAAUUGUCGCGCCUGGCACUUUCGAGGCUUGUCAAUUGGAGGAGCUGAGAAAAGUCGGAAGCUUCAAGAAGGGAACAAUGAUAAAAGGCCACAACGUUGCAGAUAUAGUGGUAAUUCUCAAAACCCUCCCCACUAAAACAGCUGUCGAAGCACUGGGCAAUAAAGUGUACACAGACUUGAAAACGGUUAAUCCAAAAGACGUGUUCAGGCUAGUGCAGACUGAGCGUGGUUUCGAUAUCGCUAAUAAUGAAGCAACUGUGAGGAUUCUCAUAACGACUCUUCAUCAGAAUCUGAGAAAACUAGAGUCUGAGCAGCACGUUGAUGUCAAGAUUUGUCAAGGACACCUGGCAGCUAUCAGACACUCGGGAUGGUUCGAGGAGAACGCCCAUCAUACGAGCAUAAAAAUUUUGAUCCGACUCCUGAGGGACUUGAGAACUAGAUUCGAGGGAUUUGAGCCACUUUCACCGUGGAUGCUGGAUCUGUUGGCACACAAUGCCAUUAUGAAUAAUCCUGGGCGACAGGCCUUGCCGAUCAAUCAGGCUUACAGGCGUGUCCUUCAACUUUUAUCUUCAGGCCUAUUCCUCCCGGGAUCUGCAGGCAUUUCUGAUCCUUGCGAGGGUGGGAAUAUUCGUGUACACACAGCAAUGACCCUGGAGCAGCAAGACCUGGUCUGCCUCACUGCCCAAACUCUCCUCAGAGUCCUUGCCCAUGGGGGCUUUAGGCCCCUCCUAGAAGGCACCAACAAACUCGCUGUCGAGAUGAGUGUGUGGCCCGGUGGAGUUGUCGCCAGUCCCCUGGACAAGGCUUACGAGCCUCCGACUGAUCAAGAACAGUCAGAGGACAUGGAGGAGAACAACGAGGAGAUGAUCACUGAGACCUCUUAAUUUUUAACUUGUCAAUUUCUCCAUAUUCAAUGAAUUUCUACAAAUUAUUCGUAUUUCUAUAUGUAUUGGCUCCAAAAUGAUCGACAUGGCGAAUUUUUUAAUCACCACGAAUGCUAAAAAUAAAGUCAACUGUGUAAUUGAAAUACCUCA